GUCACCGCUGAAGACGGCCGCAGGAGUCUUCAGGUGCCGCACCCAUCACGACUUCAACCGAGAAUCGACUCUGUCAACCACCGGGCGCCUCGUGGUCUCCGAGCCCGUGGGACCCAUUUCCCCCCCGGACCCCGAUCCAGACCACCGACCGUACGUCAGUCGGUUUUCCAACACCUACACGCUCUACUGCCAGGUACAGGCCUAUCCCGUGCCCACGUACAGGUGGUUCAAGGUGUCCGAAGAUGAAAACCAGACAGCAGUGGAACUCGGCCGCUACGUGAGGCAAGUGGGAGGAACCCUGGUCAUCAUCAACGCCAAGGUGGAGCACUCUGGCAAGUACCUGUGCGCCGUCGAGAACGCUGUCGGUAUCAGGGGCAUCGAUAUUGAGCUCACUGUCACGGCUCCCCUAAAAGCCCAAGUUGAACCCAAGGUUCAGACCGUUGAAUUUGGCCAACCAGCAACCUUUACCUGCAGCUACCAAGGCAACCCUGUUAAGUCUCUUACUUGGCUCAAGGAUGGCAUUCCACUCGACCACAAGGAAGCUGUUCUUCGCAUUGGCACCGUUGGUCAUGCGGACAAAGGGAUGUACCAGUGUUUUGUUAGGAAUGACCAGGAAUCAGCCCAAGGAACUGCUGAACUCAGACUUGAAGAAGAAUCCAAGCCCCCACAGCUGAUUGACACCUUCCAAACCAUCACUCUCCAACCAGGACCAGCUGUAUCCCUCAGGUGUGCCGCAGCUGGCAGGCCUGCCCCUGAGAUCACCUGGGAAAUCGACGGAGCUCGCCUCGCUCACUCUGAACGCAUGCAAAUCGGUGAAGUGAAUGGUGAAGUGGUCUCCUAUUUGAACAUCUCUGCAGUUGACACAAUUGAUGGUGGCCUCUAUGCUUGCAUUGCUUCCUCCACUGUUGGCUCUGUUCGUCAUGCCGCCAGGCUCAAUGUCUAUGGAUUGCCCUAUAUUAGGCCUAUGGCUAAGUCUGCAGUUGUUGCUGGAGAAAACUUGGUUGUACACUGCCCCGUUACUGGAUAUCCCAUUGACUCUAUUGACUGGGAGAAGAACGGCCGCAUGCUGCCCAUCAACCACCGCCAGAAGACAUUCCCCAAUGGCACUCUCAUCGUUGAAGCUGUCCAGGGCUCCACUGACCAAGGAAAAUACACCUGUGUUGCCCGCAAUAGAGAGGGUUACAUUGCUCGUGGAGAUCUUGAUGUACAGGUCAUUGGACAUACCCCUGGUGACUAUCACGAUCUUGAUGUAAACAACCCCAAUAUUAAGGUUAUUGAUGAUGGACCUCUCCAUAUCAGCAGUAUUCAGAAAUCUCAUGAAGGAUAUUACUUGUGUGAAGCCAGCAAUGGUGUUGGUGCUGGACUGUCAACUGUUAUCUACAUAAGGGUCCAAGCUCCCUCACAGUUCAAGAUUCAGUACCGCAAUCAGACAGCACUACGUGGAAAAGAUGCAGUCUUGGAAUGUGAGGCUGGAGGAGAAACCCCCAUUAGCAUCCGCUGGAGGAAGGACAAGCACAGUGUUGACGACGCAGCUAAACCAAGGUACACAAUCCGUGAAGAAAUGCAUGGUGGCAGUGUCCACAGCAGUCUUAGCAUCAAGUCAGCUGAUCGCACUGACUCUGCCGUUUACACCUGUGUGGCCACCAAUGCUUUUGGAAGUGCAGAUACCAGUAUCAACCUCAGCAUUCAAGAAUGCCCUGAACAACCCAGUAACCUUACGGUUCUCGACGUAGGCAGCCGAUCAGUGGAACUCUCUUGGCCUUCUCCCUAUAAUGGAAACUCUCCUAUCACCCGAUACUUUGUGGAAUAUAAGCUUAGACAACAUGACUGGGAAAAUUAUGGAGAACGCAUGAUGGUGCCUGGAAACCAGACCCAGGCAGCUGUCUUGGAUCUCCGCCCAGCAACUACCUAUCACCUCCGUAUUGUUGCAAGGAAUGAGAUUGGUGAUUCUGACCCAUCAGACAUUGUGACUUUCACCACUGACGAAGAAGCCCCACCUCACCCACCUGAGAUUCAGCUCCAGUCAAGCACCACCAAUAGCAUUGAGGUUAAGCUGACACCUUCUAUGAUUGAUGACACCACACCCAUUCAUGGUUACACUAUCUACUAUAAGCCUGAAUUUAGUACCUUGGAGACUGUACAGGUUCCAGCUUCCACAAGAUCAUACCUUCUAGAAGGGUUGUGGUGUGGCUCUCGUUACCAGAUUUAUGCUUCGGCUUACAACAAGAAGGGCACCAGUGAAUCUUCUGAGAUCUUGAACACGCGCACAAAGGGCAAGAAACCUGAGAUUCCUGAGGUUCAUCGUGUUGUGGAAGUCUUUCCAAUGGCCAUCGAACUCCACCUGGAAGCAUGGGGAGAUGGUGGUUGCCCCAUGAAUUACUUUGCGCUUGAAUACAAACCAAGGCACCAGACUGAAUGGAUAACGGCAAGCAACCAAGUGAGGCCAAUAGGAAACUACAUUAUCAUGGAACUGACUCCUGCUACCUGGUACAAUCUUCGUAUCUCUGCUCAUAAUAAUGCUGGAUCUUCAGUUGCUGAAUAUGAAGUUGCUACCUUGACUCGCACAGGAAGUAGCUUAACAUGAAUAAUGUCAAGACAAUAUUAAUAAUUUUUAAAGGUUUUCAGUAUCUUUGAAUUUUGAUGUUUGUAAACUUAGCUUGGUGGUUUUGCUUUGAAGAUCCUGUAAGCUAAAUUAGGUUAUUUCUAGUAUUAUAAAAGCUAUUGGAUAUGUGUCUUUACUCUGAUGAACUAAAGCAAAAAUAAAGUAAAAAUCUAGUGAAAAAGUAAGUCAGUGUAUGGCUGACGUUCAUGUUCAUGUGUAUGUGUUCUUUUCAAUGUGAUAUAUUUUUUUAAUUAUGGAUAUGAAACAAAAAUAUUCAUGAAAUUACCUAUGCCAAUUUUUGUAAAGUAGUGUUGCAUAGGAAUAUAUUUAUUACAUAUCAGUGAAUCAAUUAUUUUGCGUUUAGUAUCUCUUUGAUAGCAUUUUACUUUUAGUAAGGAUAAUAUAAAUUUUAAGGAAAGCUAUAUGAUAUAAAGCACACAUUAUUAUUAUUGUUUUAUUAUGUUUAAGAUUUCUGAUCCUGUUUAUCUCUUCUAUAGUUAUAUGAAAAAUAUUAUAUUAGCUUGGUGCUAUAAGUUUAUGUUUAGUGGCUCAGGCUUAAUAUAUUGUUGUUUAAUACAAUGGCAUAGACAAA
Messenger RNA from Penaeus vannamei (Pacific white shrimp), 3194 nucleotides. The record is from RefSeq and is a predicted model, not a curated record. Lineage: Eukaryota; Metazoa; Arthropoda; Malacostraca; Decapoda; Penaeidae.